CGGAGGAGAUGCGGCCGCGGCGCGCCCCCGGCCCGGCCGCCGCGCAGCGCCCCCCCCGGAGCCGAGGCCGGCGCGCCGGGGACCGGGGCUGAGCCCCCCCCACCCAGCGCAGCGCCGCGGGCCAGGGGCGGGGAGAGCGCCCCCAGCCCCUCCGCCCCGGGAUGCCGGGCUGAGCCGGCCGGGCGGGACAGGUGCGCGCACGGCCCCCCCGCCGCGCCCUCCCGCCCUCGCGCUCCCUCCCGCGCACUCGCGGCGCCCGCGGCUCCGAGGUGCCACCUCCGGUCGCCCCGCCCUCGCCAUGCGGAGCCCCCGAGCGCCCCCUCCCCGCCCGGCCCUGCUGCUGCUGCUGCUGCUGCUGGGGGGCGCCCACGGCCUCUUCCCCGAGGAGCCGCCGCCGCUGAGCGUGGCCCCCAGGGACUACCUGAACCACUACCCCGUGUUCGUGGGCAGCGGGCCAGGCCGCCUGACCGCCGGCGAGGGCCCUGAGGACCUCAACAUCCAGCGCGUCCUGCGGGUCAACAGGACGCUGUUCAUCGGGGACAGGGACAACCUGUACCGGGUGGAGCUGGAGCCCCCCACGUCCUCGGAGCUGCGGUACCAGCGGAAGCUGACCUGGCGCUCCAACCCCAGCGACAUCAACGUGUGUCGGAUGAAGGGCAAGCAGGAGGGCGAGUGUCGGAACUUCGUGAAGGUGCUGCUACUCCGGGACGAAUCCACGCUCUUCGUGUGCGGAUCCAACGCUUUCAACCCCGUGUGUGCCAACUACAGCAUGGACACGCUGCAGCCUCUCGGGGACAACAUCAGUGGCAUGGCCCGCUGCCCCUACGACCCCAAACACGCCAAUGUCGCCCUCUUCUCUGAAGGGAUGCUCUUCACGGCCACCGUCACCGACUUCCUAGCCAUCGACGCUGUCAUCUACCGCAGCCUCGGGGACCGGCCCACUCUGCGCACCGUGAAACACGACUCCAAGUGGUUCAAAGAGCCCUACUUUGUUCACGCGGUGGAGUGGGGCAGCCACAUCUACUUUUUCUUCCGGGAGAUCGCGAUGGAGUUUAACUACCUGGAGAAGGUGGCGGUGUCGCGCGUGGCGCGGGUGUGCAAGAAUGACGUGGGCGGCUCGCCCCGCGUGCUGGAGAAGCAGUGGACGUCCUUCCUGAAGGCGCGGCUCAACUGCUCCGUGCCCGGGGACUCGCACUUCUACUUCAACGUGCUGCAGGCCGUCACGGGCGUCGUCAGCCUGGGCGGCCGGCCCGUGGUCCUCGCUGUGUUUUCCACCCCCAGCAACAGCAUCCCCGGCUCGGCCGUCUGUGCCUUUGACAUGACGCAGGUGGCUGCCGUGUUCGAGGGCCGCUUCCGCGAGCAGAAGUCCCCCGAGUCCAUCUGGACGCCUGUGCCGGAGGAUCAGGUGCCGCGGCCCCGGCCCGGCUGCUGUGCGGUUCCCGGCAUGCAGUACAACGCCUCCAGCGCCUUCCCCGACGAGAUCCUCCACUUCGUCAAGACCCACCCCCUGAUGGACGAGGCGGUGCCCUCGCUGGGCCACGGGCCCUGGGUCGUGCGGACCCUGAUGCGGCACCAGCUGACGCGUGUGGCCGUGGACGUGGGCGCCGGCCCCUGGGGCAACCAGACCGUCGUCUUCCUGGGCUCCGAGGCGGGCACCGUCCUCAAGUUCCUCGUCUGGCCCAACACCAGCGCCUCGGGCUCUGCCGGGCCCAGCGUCUUCCUGGAGGAGUUCGAGACCUACCGGCCCGACAGGUGUGGACGGUCCGGCGGCAGCGAGACGGGGCAGCGGCUGCUGAGCCUGGAGCUAGACGCGGCCUCGGGCGGCCUGCUGGCGGCCUUCCCCCGCUGUGUGGUCCGAGUGCCCGUGGCCCGCUGCCAGCAGUACUCGGGGUGCAUGAAGAACUGUAUCGGCAGCCAGGACCCCUACUGCGGGUGGGCCCCCGACGGCUCCUGCAUCUUCCUCAGCCCCGGCACCAGAGCCACCUUCGAGCAGGACGUGUCCGGGGCCAGCACCUCAGGCUUAGGGGACUGCACGGGCCUCCUGCGGGCCAGCCUGGCGGAGGAGCGCGCGGGGCUGGUGUCGGUGAACCUGCUGGUGACCUCGUCGGUGGCGGCCUUCGUGGUGGGCGCCGUGGUGUCGGGCUUCAGCGUGGGCUGGUACGUGGGCCUCCGCGAGCGGCGCGAGCUGGCGCGCCGCAGGGACAAGGAGGCCAUCCUGGCGCACGCGGGCGCCGAGGCCGUGCUGAGCGUCAGCCGGCUGGGCGAGCGGCGCGCGGGCGGCCCCGGGGGCCGGGGCGCCGGGGGGCUGGCCGGGGGGCCCCCCGAGGCCCUGCUGGCCCCCCUCAUGCAGAACGGCUGGGCCAAGGCCACGCUGCUGCAGGGCGGCCCCCACGACCUGGACUCGGGGCUGCUGCCCACGCCCGAGCAGACGCCGCUGCCGCAGAAGCGCCUGCCCGCCCCGGGCCCGCGCGCCUGGGAGCACGGCCACCCCCUGCUGCCGGCCUCCGCCUCGUCCUCGCUGCUGCUGCUGGCCCCCGCCCGGGCCCCCGAGCAGCCCCCCGCGCCCGGAGACCCCGUCCCCGAGCCCCGCCUCUACGGCGCCCGGCCCGGCCGCGCCUCCCACGGCGACUUCCCGCCCACCCCGCGCGCCAGCCCGGCCCGCCGGCGGGUGGUGUCCGCGCCCACGGGCCCCGCGGACCCCGCCGACGGCCCCCCGCGGCCCUGGAGCCCGCCGCCCACCGGCAGCCUCCGCAGGCCCGGGCCCCGCGCCCCGCCGGCCGCCGCCCUGCGCCGCACGCACACGUUCAACAGCGGCGAGGGCCGCCCCGGGGACCGCCACCGCGGCCGCCACGCCCGGCCCGGCACGGACUUGGCCCACCUGCUCUCCUACGGGGGCACGGACAGGACUGCGCCCCCCGUGCCCUAGGCCG
Diceros bicornis minor is the source of this 2930-nucleotide messenger RNA. RefSeq names its product semaphorin 6B (gene SEMA6B). The transcript has 17 exons. Bases 299 to 2926 code for a protein of 875 amino acids. NCBI's taxonomy places the organism in Eukaryota, Metazoa, Chordata, Mammalia, Perissodactyla, Rhinocerotidae. The record is from RefSeq and is a predicted model, not a curated record. Gene Ontology annotation, biological process: negative regulation of axon extension involved in axon guidance; neural crest cell migration; positive regulation of cell migration. Gene Ontology annotation, molecular function: chemorepellent activity; semaphorin receptor binding.